Molecule: messenger RNA, 4631 nt
Organism: Catharus ustulatus (Swainson's thrush)
Lineage: Eukaryota; Metazoa; Chordata; Aves; Passeriformes; Turdidae
Gene: ETFBKMT
Product: electron transfer flavoprotein subunit beta lysine methyltransferase
Exons: 4
Coding region: 1877-2692 (271 amino acids)
Biological process (GO): peptidyl-lysine trimethylation
Cellular component (GO): mitochondrial matrix
Molecular function (GO): protein-lysine N-methyltransferase activity
Source: RefSeq, a predicted model, not a curated record
GGGAGGUAAGGUUUAUCUUAUAUGUUUUGGUACGUUUUGUCUUCUUGUCCAAGUUCUAUUUGCCCACUGAUUUAUAGUAAGGCAGGCCAGUAGUGUCAAAUGCAGGGACAUCGGAUAUCCAUCCUGCUAUUCAUUCUAAUUUUAUUCCUUGUAAGAUGGACAGGCCAGGAGUGCCAAACACAGGGAUAUCUAUCCUGCUAUCCAUCCUGAAUUUAUUCCCAGGAAAAUAGGCGGGCCAGGAGUGUCAAACACAGGGGUGCCCAUCCUGAUGCCUUCCCUCACUAAGCACUUAAGCUCAGUUUGGCAUCUUGAGCACUGAGCUCUUGGCAGGUGUUUCUGUACCAAUGAUUAAUUUCAGGAGAGUAAUCAUUGUGACAGGCAAAUAAACGCUACAGAAUCUCGGCCCUGCUAAUUUGCAACAAUUCGUGGAGAAAAGCUAGCAUACAGCAUUUGCUGACAAGAAUUAUCUCUCCAAUUGAUUGCAGUUAACAUCAUGCUUCCCUUAGGCAGAUGAGGAUUAUAGAGCUCUGCCUUCAAGAAAGAAGGCAUUUGCUAAUUGCAUUCAUUAAUUACAUGGACUCUGCUGAAUGGCAUUCUCCAGUGUGGAAAAAUGCAAAAUGUUUGAUCGUGUGUAUUUAUUUGUAAUAGAAACAUAAAGCCUCUAGCCAAUGAUUUAAACAAAGAUUUAGUGGGAGUAUCAGCCUAAAUAGCAAAGUGUGAAGUUACAGCUUAACGUUUUAGUAAGUGAUGAAACUAAAGCCAAUUCUUAAAGCAGAGACCAGCACACAACAAAAAUACCACUAAACAUGUAUGAAUUCUUUUCCAAAGAUAUAGACAAAUAAAGAGAAACUGAUCUAAUGAAUUACAAAGUGGUAAGACUGUUUCAUUGACAGAUCCUUCCUGUUGUCCCUUUGUCUAGUUUUAAGGACAACCUGCGCAGCUGUUGGAUGGAGAACUUGUCCAUGACCCUUCUGUUGUGAAAAAUUGUCAGGCUGGGAUGAAAGUUGUUUUUCUUCAUGCAUCAUUCUGCUGGUUUGUGAAAACCACUGCAGAAGAGAGAAAACAAUUACAAAACAAUGAGUUUGGUUUCUUGUUUGUUUGUACUUGCAGUCUUGCUGCUGUGGAAGCACAGGCCUGAAAUGUUUCCCUGGUUGUCAUUUCAGGGGAGAUUCAAAAGCUGUGCCCUGAAGCAAGAAAGUCUGAAUUAUUGAAAAGAAAUUAGAGAGCAAGGUGAGGAAGGAAAAAAGAUACAGAAAUACUUAUUGAUGGGUGAAGGAGAUCUAAGCAGGAAGGCUGGAAAACAUUUCCUCUCCCUUCAGGCCUCUUCUUCCUUGUGUACUCGCAGGAUCAGCAUAGGAAAGGCCCAGGGUCUGCAAGAGAAGGCAGGCCCUGCAAUGCCAGAGUCUUCCUGCAAAAUCUGAAGAUGCAAUGGAUGAACCCUAAAUGGGAGUAGAUUGCUUUGUGUGUAUCUUCAGGGCAGAGGGAGAGAGAUGUUAAAAGGUUGCACAUUUAAUUUUUAGCUCUAUCAGCUGUCCCACUAACUGGUUGUUUCUCACUGGAUAAGUUUAGAGUACUCUUGUGAAUGGGUCUCUUGAUAGCUUCUUCCUCAAAUACCAUUUCUUUCAGACUUAAGACUGGGCAGGGGUAAUGCACAAUGCACAAGAGGGAUCUCUUCUUGAAGUUCCUGGUGGUGCAAAGCUUGGAAGUCACUGAAGAAACAUCACUUACAAAGCAUUUUUCUCCUUUCAGGAAUUGUCAUCCAUCACUAUGAAAAAACACAUCCUGUGAGUUUGUUUCAAGCUUUGUGCCUCACCACUUACUGCAGAAAAGCUGUGCUUCGAGCUCUCCUGGGGAAGGCUGUUGUCCUUGGGGAAGCAUGGCCUUCCGUGGCUGGAAGCAGCUGCUCCUUUUGGGCAGGCAGAACACCCUUGCCAAGGUGUGGAGAAGCAGGAGGGGAGGCCCCUCUCUAUGCUGGAAGCGCUGCUGCCACUGGAGCACAGUCAAGUCUCUGGACCCUGAGGUGAGAGCAUUUUUGGAGGAGAACACCGAGGUCACCAACAGUGGGCACCUCACACCAGAGAUCCGGCUGCGCCUCCUCACCCCUCGCUGCAGGUUCUGGAGAGAAAAGCCUGACCUGUGGCCUUAUGGGGACCCCUUCUGGGCAAUUUACUGGCCAGGAGGCCAAGCCCUCUCCAGGUAUAUUUUAGAUAACCCACAUGUGGUUAAAGGGCGAUCGGUUCUGGAUCUUGGAAGUGGAUGUGGAGCAACAGCAAUAGCUGCUGUGAUGAGUGGUGCAGCCCAAGUCCUUGCCAAUGACAUUGACCCUAUUGCAGGAAUGGCAAUGAUCUUGAACUGUGAACUCAACCACCUGAAUCCCUUCCCUAUCACCAUUAAGAACAUCAUCAAUUCAGAGGCUGGCAACUGGGACCUCAUAGUUCUAGGAGAUAUGUUUUAUGAUGAACAGCUUGCUAAUGGUCUGCAUCACUGGCUGCAGAAGUGCAUCAGGAUUCACCAGACUGAAGUGCUGAUUGGUGACCCUGGCAGACAUCAGUUUUUAAGCCACAGCAUUCACAGUCAGCUGCACAAAGUUAUAGAAUAUUCACUGCCUGAGCAUACAAGACAAGAAAACUACGGGCUAACAUCAAGUAUUGUCUGGAGUUACCAGCCCUCAAACAGCUUAGACAACUCUUGAAGCUGCCUUUCUAUGGGAUUUUGUCUCACUUGGUUGGCUUUCUGCAGGUAUAUAAAAUGAAAAUGGGAAUUAAACAGGGAACGUUAUCUGUUAAAGUAAAGCAGCUUACUGGACCUUGACUGGACUGAUUCCCGUUAUACUCACUGAGUUUUUUUCUCAAUUUGAGGUAAAAGCUACAUGCAAACUGUGUUCAAAGGGGCCUGUGCUGAAGUGCAGAUCUACAGACAACUUACAUGUAGGAGUUUGCAUGCUUGAUGUUUCCCAUGUAUAUUUGUAUCUUGCUGACAUUACUGUGAAAUGUUUUGGAUGUCCAGCAUACUGCUGUGGGGAGAGUGCUGUGGCUGAAGGACUACUGCACUGUUUCCAUAAGCUUUUGCAGCUAAUUUAUAGAAAAUUUCUAAAUAUACUAAAUUAUUGGUGUCCUCCAAAAAAUUCUCCACUAGAUUAUUAGCUCAUAAUAUGCUCAACUUGAAGUGCCUUGCUCUUUUUCUGGUCAUCUCUUCUGAAUGUCAAAGUAACUAAUUUGAUUCUCCUCCUUUCCCUCUGUAAUAAGAAUUUCCUCUUCCUUGAAACUGCCAGAGUGCUUAUGUAGGAGAUGCACCCAAUCUGCUUCUUGACUGCCAGCCAGUGUAAAAGCUUUAAUAAACGGAAAGUGAAUAAAUAGUACCAGCUAUGGGGUAACUUCAUCCCAUUAAGAGUAGGGUAAAAUGAUCUACAUUCCCUCACAUUAUCCUUUGCAAAGGUAUACCAGGCAAUCUAUCACCUUGGGAAGCUGCUGAGCGAUGAAGAAGUCUUUACUUCUGUGACAAACAGAGGGUAUCUAAAUAAAAACAGGGAAUAAAAGUCUGAUAUUAUUAUUUUGCUCUUCUUUUGAGGAGAUGCUGGACAAACUCCAGAAUCAUUCUUAUUUUAUCUGCCACCUAAGAACCAGUUUCCUCUGUCAAACAUGGUAAAAAAAAAUCUGAUUCUCAGGUCAGAUGCUGUAACUGUAGCCAUUUGAAGAAAAAAACCAAUGCUUCCAGAGAAGUCAAUGCUUACAGGAAGUGUCAACUUUAGCAGUCCAUUAUUGAACAAGCAGUGAUGAGGAGCUAAUAACUGCACCAUAGAACACAGUGCACCUACAACUCUCUCCCUGCCACAUUCUGUGGUGGAAGCUUAAAAAUGUGAAAAAGCAUGUGGUAAUCACUCAGAAAACCAUGGUAUUCAUGAAGGAGGAGGUUUAGGAACACAGGCAGGUAUACAUGGUUCUAUAAUCCAAAAAGUUUUCACAACUAUUCAAACAGCCAACUUCUAAAUUUUAAUCUUCAGAACAAUAUGUGAACAUUCUGCAAGGCUUACAACAACAAUAUCCAAACAAUAGAGAAUACAAAGUGGUAAACAUAUCCAUGAGGUUCUUCUCCCACUUCACCUAGCGCCAGUAAACAUUUUAGUAAUUGAAAAUUACUGUAAACCAAAGAACAUUACAGUGGAGUUACAUAAAUAUUAAACACCGAAGGGCAGACUCAAACACUAAGGGUAAAGGAUUUAAAAUAACUUAUAUUAACCUUUCAAACCUAAAACUACAGUGUUACCUUGUUGCAGUGUUUUACAGCUUUUUAAGCAUCAGGUGAGGAUGUACCGCUAAGUUACACACUGAGAAGAGGCUGUAGGGGAAGAUGGUGAAUAUACAGGCACACUUAAGGACACAGUAUAAGCUGUAUUUGCCUUCAACAUGACAAAUCCAAGGUUAUAUCAACAAGGAAAAAAAGGCAAACCUUGCCACUGAGGUCAACAGUAGUACUGUUUCAGAGAGCUGCCCAAACAGCUGUAUGACUCAAUAUCAACAAUAGUGCAACACAGAUUUAUUGUCCAAGCGUUCACAGGAAUGAUGGACAGUGAUUGAUCCCAGGAAUUCCACAGGGCAUAACAAUAAACUACUCCUCAGCAAAAAAAAAAAAAA